Messenger RNA from Penicillium expansum, 1263 nucleotides. Its product is annotated as endo alpha-1,4 polygalactosaminidase. The transcript has a single exon. The record is from RefSeq and is a predicted model, not a curated record. Lineage: Eukaryota; Fungi; Ascomycota; Eurotiomycetes; Eurotiales; Aspergillaceae. Bases 1 to 1263 code for a protein of 420 amino acids.
AUGAUGAACUAUCCCCAAACUUCGGGCUGGCAGGUCCUAGCGACCAAAGGAAAGAUCUUGGUAUCCUGUGUUCUAUGCCUCUUCUUCCUUGCCAUCGGGAUGGACGUCCGAGCAGAGCUCGGAGCUGGACACAACCAGAAUAAGAUUUCCAAGCGCGACACCACCAGUACCAGCACCGCCGCCACAAUCUGGCAACCAGCGGCCGGGGUUAAAUGGCAAAUCCAACUCAUCAACGCCGUCGAAGACACCACCGUCGACGCCGACAUCUGGGACAUCGACCUCUUCGACAACACUGCCGAGACAAUCACCACUCUUCAGAAAAAAGGCCAUAAAGUCAUCUGCUACUUCUCUGCCGGCACUUACGAGGACUGGAGGUCAGACAUCAGCAAGUUCGACAGCGCAGACUUUGGCAGCAACCUCGAUGAAUGGCCAGGCGAGCGCUGGCUGAAUAUCAAGUCGAGCAGCGUUCGUGCCAUCAUGAGUUCGCGUUUGGAUCUAGCGCAGCAGAAGGGCUGUGAUGGCGUUGAUCCGGACAACAUUGAUGCGUAUGGGAAUGAGAACGGUCUUGGGUUGACUGAGGCUGAUUCGAUUGAUUUUGUGACUUUCCUGGCGUCCGAGUCGCAUUCUCGUGGCAUGUCGCUCGGGUUGAAAAAUGGGGGUGACAUUAUCGGCUCGGUUAUUGAUAAAAUGCAGUGGUCGGUCAACGAGCAGUGUGCCGAGUAUAACGAGUGUGAUGUCUAUGCUGCCUUCACGGCAGUCAAUAAGCCGGUUUUCCAUAUUGAGUAUUCUGGGGACACUAUUGAGUCAGAUAGCUCUGAUGCUUCUGACUCGGCUACCUCCACUACCACUGAGAGCAAGGCUACCUCCACUGCCACCGCCACUGUCACUGCUAUCGCUACUUCUACUUCUGCUACCUCUACCGCUGCCACUGCUACUGCCACUGCCGCUACUGCUACUGCUACCACCAAGACUGACAGCACCGACAGUACCGACAGUACCACCGAUGCUGAUGAGGAUGACGAAGACGACGAGGACGAGGACGAGGAUGAGGACGAGGAUGAGGACGAUGAAGAGGAAGAUGAAUCCAGCACCGAUUCAACCAAGGAGCAAAAACACCGAUACGGACAUGGUCACCACAAGCUCCGAGCCAGAGCCGUUCUCUCCUCUACGUUAAAGACAUCUGCCUGCAAUGCAGCCAACGCCGAAAAGUUCUCGACUGUCAUCAAGAACAUGAACCUCGAUGCCUGGGUUGAAUAUUGCUAG